GCGGUGGAGAAGUUCUUGCCACAGGUCUGGCACUUCAUCGGUCCUUCACCGGAAUGCACUUUCAUGUGAGCCUCGAAGUCUACCUUCGAACGGCAGAUUUUCGCACAUACUUCGCAUCUGUAACGUUGCUUCCCGGAAUGUGUCAGCAUGUGACUGUCGAGACUUGCCGGCUGGUAGUAACUUUUUCCACACAGACUGCAGGUGAAGGAUGGUUUAUCCAGAUGACUGAACAUGUGAUUGCGCAGAGCUUGCUUGGUAGCGUAUGAUUUCUCACACUGGGCACAUUCGAAGAAGGAUUUCCCGGUGGUGUGCGAAUGCAGAUGCCGUAUCAUAUCUGUCCGUCGCUUGAACUGUUUGCCGCAGAUUUCGCACUCGUGUGGCUGCUUUCUAGUAACAGUUUUUGGGCAGACAUUCGGCUCGGUAAGGCUUCAAUCGAAAAAAGAAAGCAGUUGUAAAUUCCGUAUCAAGCUAUGCACAGUUUACCUUACCACGUUGACUCGAUUUUAAUGCAAUCUUCAAAUUCUCCAGUCUCCAUCUCCAGUUCACUGAAUCCGUCAAAUUCAUGAGUGGUAUUCAUUUUAUUUUUAAAAAAACUACAAUUAUUUGAAUCACCGGAAUCAAUCAAAGAAUUAAAAAAAAAUCGAUUUAGUUUACGUGAAAUGACAGCUAAAAUGACCCCCACAAAAAAUUGAUGCUUGUGUGAUGUUGAUAGUAACCGACAAAAUAGUCUUUUUUCUCGAAUGAAGGCCGCACUGACAAAUGUUCAUGCUAAGCCUCAUGUAACAUUAAAAAAAAAGUAUAACGGCACCAGAAGUAAAUUUAAAUCCUUAAAGCAAAAUUUACCGUGAAUAGCCAAAAAUCACCAGAGUGUUAUAAAGAUUGUCUGACUUUUUUUAGGUUUACUCAUAUGAAAUAAAAUUCGAGGUUUUUCAAGUUGAGAAUGACUCAAAUUUGGAAUAAUUCCCAAUAACAGUGUAGCGUUUGUUGUGUCUUUCUUGCUGAUAGCAAAAUUUGUUUUGUUGUUUUACCUGUCCACAUAUUAAAUAGCCGAAAUUUAGUAAAAUCUAGUUUGCUCAAACCGAUAGAGCUUUUAUUUGUACUUGCGUGAAGUAGAAAAAUGGAACACAUCACAAAAAUUGAACCAAAUAAUGGGGUGGAACAAGGUGCAGUCGAUUUCAACACGGAAAUUCACAUCAAAGUUGAAUCUCCGCGCCUGAACGAGCCCAUCGAACCUGCAGUUACUACUGCUCAUCCAAAGCCUGCUGAUGCGAAACAUGCACCGAAAAACUGUAAGUUCUGCGGAAAAACGUACAAAUACCGAAAGACUCUGGCACGGCAUCUGCGGAGCCAUACCGACGACAAUUCAUUGGACUGUUCCAAGUGCGGAAAAGUAUUCCGCAAUCGGCAGCAUCUGCUGCAGCACAGUAUGGUCCAUACAGAAGAACGAUCUUUCCGGUGCAAUGUUUGCGAUAAAGAAUUCAAGUAUAAGCAGAGCAUGAUAAUACAUCUACGGACGCACACCGGAGAGAGGCCUUACGCGUGCAGCGAGUGUGGAAAAACGUUCGGUAAAAGGUGUACUUUGAAUCAGCACAAAUUUUGCCAUGCCAAUGCAGCUGUCGAAUGUGAAGUUUGUGGGAAUAGCUAUUCCAGUCGGAAAAUUCUGCUCACUCAUAUGCUUAUACAUACCGGCAAGCAGCGGUACGUGUGCGAAGUCUGUGGGAAACGGUGUAAAUCGAGAACAUACCUCGAGGCCCACGCGACGGUCCAUCUUGGUGGGGAGCCUUUCAAGUGUGAAACCUGCGGUAAGAACUUCAGCUGUGUAUUUUACUUAAAAGCACACAAACGGCUGCAUACCGGGCAAGGGCUAUUUAAGUGUGAUAUUUGUAGCAAGGAGUUCGCGUUUAAAGCGACACUACAAACUCACUUGACAAUUCACUCGGAUGAACAGCCGCACAAGUGCGGUAUCUGCGGUCGAGGAUUUAGAGGUGAAGAUGGAUUAUUGCGGCACACUCGCACUCAUAUCGUUGGGCAACUUUAUGAAUGCAGCAUUUGUAAAAAGUCCUUUAUCAGCCAGAAUAGCUUGGAGAAACAUUUAACGAUUCACAAUACAGACGAGCGUUGUAAUGAAACUUAUUCCAGUCCACCAGAGACACUUGGAAUUAAUGCAGAAAAAAGGCCAAACUAUACCGAAAGCGACACUGCUUUCGAAGUUUCAAAUUCCUUUCCAAGGCGCAAAAAGAAGGGCUCCGUGCAUGAUAAAAUUCACGCGUGCGAUAUCUGUGGGAAUGAUUUCAACGCAAGAAAGGCUUUGAUAAAACACAUGAAGUCUGUACACGAGUUGGGUCAGCCCUACCAGUGUUUAAAGUGUGGCGAAAGCUUUGCCCUUAGCGUGGAACUGCGACAGCAUAGUUUUACGCAUUCCGAAAAGAAGCACUUGGAGUGUCGAGUGUGCGGUAUGAAGUACACUUCGUACAUUGGUCUCUACAGGCACAGGAAAAGUGCUCAUGAGAAGAAAAUCAACGAUCCGUAAUCUGGAUUUAAUGAGGGUGAUUCAUAACGUAUCUAAUUUAUUGUAAUGUUGGGAUUAAUUUUAAAUAUAUUGUAAUUUGUAAGAAAAAACUA
Wyeomyia smithii (pitcher-plant mosquito) is the source of this 2622-nucleotide messenger RNA. RefSeq names its product zinc finger protein 501-like. The coding region runs from base 1118 to 2530 and encodes 470 amino acids. Lineage: Eukaryota; Metazoa; Arthropoda; Insecta; Diptera; Culicidae. The record is from RefSeq and is a predicted model, not a curated record. The transcript is spliced from 2 exons.